AAGAGACCGUCAUGUCAUGUUGAAGUUCAUAACAAACUCUACAAACUCCCACUGCUCUGUCCUCUUUGUAUACAUAUGGCUAUCUCAGUUCGUCAUCUUCUCUCACUCCUCACCUUCCUACUUUCUCUCUCAUCUUUUCUCAUUCCUUCUCACUCCUCCAUAGACUCCUUUGUCUACGGAGGCUGUUCACAGAUCAAAUACAUCCCAAACUCACCAUACGAGUCAAACCUCAACUCACUCCUCACCUCCCUGGUCAACUCAGCCACCUACUCAUCCUACAACAACUUCACCAUCACAGGGUCAACCCCACAGGACUCUGUGUACGGACUCUACCAAUGCCGAGGUGACCUGGCCAUGCCAGAUUGUGCCGCUUGCCUGGCUCGCUCGGUGAGUCAACUCGGCGCGCUGUGCUCGCAGUCCUGCGGCGGGGCUGUACAGUUACAAGGGUGCUUCGCCAAGUACGAUAACACUACCUUUAUGGGCGUGGAGGACAAGGCUGUGGUGUUGAAGAAAUGUGGGCCGUCGAUUGAUUAUGAUUCGGAUUUGAUCAACGGUAAGGAUGCGAUGUUGGAUAGUUUGGGUGGGGCUGGUGGGCCAUACAGGGUGGGUGGAUCCGGGGAUGUACAGGGUGUGGCCCAGUGUGUUGGGGAUUUGAGUGUGAGCGAGUGUCAGGAUUGUGUGAAGGAGGCGAUCGGACGGUUGAGGAGUGAUUGUGGGAAUGCAGUUUAUGGAGAUGUGUUCUUGGGCAAGUGUUAUGCAAGGUACUCCACUAGUGGAGCUCAUCUGUAUUCCAUAUCUCAUAAAGAUUUUUCCCACAAUGAGGGUGAGAAGACAUUUGCGAUUAUCAUUGGAUUAUUAGCCGUGGUUGCUCUACUCAUCAUUUUCUUAAUUUUCAUAAGAAAGGUGUUUGGGUCAAAUGGUAAAUAAAUUACAAGAAGGAAUCCUACCUUCAGGCCUCAUCCUCUGAUUUGCUUUUUGGCUGCCUUUCUAUUUCUUGAUGUUGUCAACUUGGCUUUUUUAAUUUUUUUUUUUUUUUUUUUUGUUAAUUAGAAUUUCAUUACAUUUCUUUCCAAAAGGAGAUUAAAAGGGAAGGAAAGGAAAGGAAAAGGAGGCUAAGAUUCCACCCUCCUCUCCACUUGACAAUUAAAGUUGUCUUGUCUUAAUAUGAUCAAAAAAAUGCAUGGCAUUUUCUUUUUUCUGUAAAGUUGCAGAUGAUGAUUCCUUCAUGAUGUGUUAGGGUUGCUUCUUCAUCUAUUUACAUGGUCCUAUUAUUGCA
Messenger RNA from Cornus florida, 1276 nucleotides. RefSeq names its product plasmodesmata-located protein 7-like. The transcript is spliced from 3 exons. Gene Ontology annotation, cellular component: plasmodesma. NCBI's taxonomy places the organism in Eukaryota, Viridiplantae, Streptophyta, Magnoliopsida, Cornales, Cornaceae. The record is from RefSeq and is a predicted model, not a curated record. The coding region runs from base 76 to 927 and encodes 283 amino acids.